Molecule: messenger RNA, 720 nt
Organism: Purpureocillium lilacinum
Lineage: Eukaryota; Fungi; Ascomycota; Sordariomycetes; Hypocreales; Ophiocordycipitaceae
Cellular component (GO): cytoplasm
Molecular function (GO): glyoxalase III activity
Source: RefSeq, a predicted model, not a curated record
AUGGCCCCUCCCAAGCGCGCCCUCAUCGCCGUCACCUCGGCCCACGCGCCGCUGUACCCGGACAACAAGGAGACGGGCUACUUCAUCACCGAGGUGCUGCACCCGUACAAGGUCUUCAAGGAGGCCGGCUUCGAGGUCGACCUGGCCUCCGAGACGGGCAAAGGCCAGCCCGACUGGCUCUCGCAGACGGACGACUGGCUGCCCGCCGAGGACCGCAAGAUCUACGAGGACAAGUCGGGCGAGUUCCGCCAGAAGCUCGACAACAUGCUCAAGGCGAGCGAGGUCGACCCGUCCAAAUAUGGCAUCUUCUUCGCGUCUGCGGGCCAUGCCUCGCUGAUUGACUACCCUGAUGCCAAGGGCCUGCAGUCAAUCGGUUCCAAGAUCUGGGCUGACAACGGCAUUGUCUCCGCGGUCUGCCACGGCGGAGCCAUCUUCCGCGGUAUCGUCGACAACAAGACUGGCAAGUCCGUCAUCAAUGGACGAACCGUCACCGGCUUCACUACCAAGGGUGAGGAGGAAGAGGGCGUCCUCGAUACCAUCAAGUCGUGGAACCGCCCUACCAUUGAGGCUACUGCUGCCAGUCUCGGAGCCCACUACGUCUCGCCUCCCGGCCCGUGGGACGCCUUCACCAAGACCGACGGCAACCUCGUCACGGGCGCCAACCCGGCCAGUGGGCACGUCACGGCCGAGGCCGCCGUCGAGGCUUACAACAAGCUCUAA